UUGUUUUAAGAUUGGUGCUCUCUGUAGUUUUAAAGAUCUUAAGUCUUAGUCAUUUCUGUGGAUUUUGUGUCUGUAUAGGAUGAGCUCUCCAUUAUUGAGAAUUGGUGAGGUGGAGGGGAGGAAUUAACCGGCAGCCUCAGUCCCUUUAAGUUCAAAAGCCCAUUGAAGAUCAUUAACCUUCACCUCUUCCUUAUGUUUUUGUGCAUUGUAUUUGUGAUUCACAUGUUUGCAGGCAUGGCUCACACGUGUAUUCACUGGUUCCGCAAGGGACUCCGAUUGCAUGACAACCCAGCACUGAUGGCUGCUCUGAAGGACUGUAAGAAGCUGUACCCUGUGUUCAUACUGGACCCUUACUUCCAGAACAACACCUGCGUGGGCAUCAACCGCUGGAGGUUCCUCAUAGGAGCCCUGAAGGACCUAGACUGCAGCCUCAGGAAACAUAACUCUAGGCUGUUUGUUGUGAGAGGGAGACCAGAAGAUGUGUUCCCCAAGUUGUUCACCAAGUGGAAAGUGACCAGGCUGACCUAUGAGUAUGACACAGAGCCCUACAGCCUCCAGCGCGACAGCAAAGUGACCUCGCUGGCCAAAGAACAUGGAGUUGAAGUCCUCUACAAAGUUUCACACACGCUGUAUAAUAUAGACAGAAUAAUUGAGGAAAACAGUGGGAAACCUCCACUUACUUACAAACAUUUGCAAGCAAUAGUGAAGACUAUCGGUCCCCCUAAGAGACCAGUCUCUGCUCCAACCAUGGACGACAUGAAAGAUAUAAAGAUGCCUUCCUCAGAAAACCAUGAGAAGGAAUAUGGGAUUCCAGCACUGAAGGAGCUUGGCCUGGACACCACUACCCUUGGAGAGGAGCUGUUUCCAGGAGGAGAACAGGAGGCUCUCAGGAGACUAGACGAACAUAUGAAAAGAACUAAAUGGGUGUGUACCUUUGAGAAGCCACAGACUUCUCCAAACUCUUUGAGCCCCAGCACCACUGUUCUCAGUCCAUAUGUCACCUUUGGAUGCCUAUCAGUCAGAACCUUCUGGUGGAGACUCACAGAGGUGUAUAAGGGGAACAAACACUCAGAUCCUCCAGUUUCCCUCCAUGGCCAGUUACUCUGGAGAGAGUUCUUCUACACAGCCAGUUUGGGCAUACCUAACUUUAACAAGAUGGAGGGUAACAGUGUGUGUACUCAGGUGGACUGGGACACAAACCCUGAAUAUCUAGCUGCUUGGAGCGAGGCUCGGACUGGUUACCCCUUCAUUGAUGCCAUCAUGACUCAGCUGAGGCAGGAGGGCUGGAUCCACCACCUGGCCAGACAUGCCGUUGCUUGUUUCCUUACUAGGGGAGAUCUCUGGAUCAGCUGGGAAGAAGGGCAGAAGGUGUUCGAGGAGCUUUUAUUGGAUGGUGACUGGGCUUUGAAUGCUGGAAACUGGCAGUGGCUGUCAGCAAGCACCUUCUUCCACCAGUAUUUUAGGGUUUACUCUCCAGUUGCCUUUGGGAAGAAGACAGAUAAAAACGGAGACUACAUCAGGAAGUACCUCCCUCUUUUGAAGAAGUUUCCAGCAGAAUAUAUCUAUGAACCUUGGAAAGCUCCACGCAGGAUCCAGGAGGUAGCAGGAUGUAUUGUGGGUAAAGACUACCCACAUCCCAUUGUACAGCAUGAAGUGAUCAGCAAGAAAAACAUUCAGAGGAUGAAACUGGCUUAUGCCAAGAGAUCUCCAGACACCACAGAGUCACCUAACAAAAAGCAAGGUGUAAAACGCAAGGCUCCAUCUGUCAUCGACAUGUUCAAGAAGAAAGCAAAAGUAUAGUAAUUACAAAUCACUGUAUAUUCAGGUUUUGGUAGCUUUCCUGUACUGAGAGCUUGGUUACUGUUUUAUAUCAUUAUUACUGUUGGUUUUUACUUUUUAUGUUGUGUUUAUGUCAGUGUUUAAAAUGUGCCUUGAGUUAAAAAUAAAUCAGGUAAGAAGUAUACUUGUAUACUUACUGCACAGAGAUGAUGUUUUCUAAAGGUCAGCGUCAUCUUGUCUAAAUAUUGAGAUUGUUAUCAUGUUAAAUAGAAAAAAAAGAAUAAGGUUUGAAAGACAGUAUGCCAUGGGGAAAAUGGUUUUGAAAAAUCAAGAAAACUGGAAAAAAAGUUUUAAAUCUUGGGGAAGAUGGUCCAAAGUCUGUUUUAUUGACAUCUGGCAUUGCUUGUAUUUAUUUAUUUGUAUCAUAAAAUGGCAGUUUUGUUGACAUAUUUGCAAACUAACUGAGACAAUUUACACACGAUCUGUACAUCAGUCAUACUUCAUCAUUGUCCUGUAAGAUUACUGUUACGGUUAAUAAGAAGCAUGGACCUCAGCUUCUUUCUGCUAAUCUGGAUUUUUGUUUUUUGGGGGUGUUUUUUUGUGUGUUUUAAAUUGCAAAACAACCUGUGUGGUUAAAAUGAUAAAAACCUUGGUUUACAACCUGAAUGUGACUACACAGAGGUUUGUAUCCAAUCACAGCAUAGCAAAUAAGAGAGAACUGUUUACAGGUGAGACUGUCUUUACAUCUUGCAAAGUCUCAUGUCAUUUUCAAUCCUCACUCUUUAAUAAAAUGUCAAAAUGAAAAUUAAUAUUGUGUCUUGAGCAAUAAAAU
Molecule: messenger RNA, 2611 nt
Organism: Archocentrus centrarchus (flier cichlid)
Lineage: Eukaryota; Metazoa; Chordata; Actinopteri; Cichliformes; Cichlidae
Gene: cry5
Product: cryptochrome circadian regulator 5
Exons: 10
Coding region: 193-1800 (535 amino acids)
Biological process (GO): circadian regulation of gene expression; entrainment of circadian clock by photoperiod
Cellular component (GO): cytoplasm; nucleus
Molecular function (GO): FAD binding; deoxyribodipyrimidine photo-lyase activity; DNA binding
Source: RefSeq, a predicted model, not a curated record